UUUCAUGAUGGUGCUAGCAGCCAUGUGGGUGAGCGUUAGCUACCAACCCAAACAAAUGAUCUAGUCAAGAGACCAACAACACAAACACAUGGAAUAUACCACUACAAGCAGUUAGUGGAGUUACACAUGGACUACACUAAACAAGUUAAAUGUCUUAGCUAAUUCUGAUGAAAUGUUUUCCACUACGUGUAGCCUACUGGUCUGCUGAAUACUAUAAAAGCCUGAAGCCCUUCUCGCAGGCUCUAUUUCACUACUUUUUCUUUUUUUUAACCUACUUAACAAGGCAAGUCAGUUAAGAACAAAUUCUUAUUUACAAUGACAGCCUACACCAGAGACAUCCGGACGACGCUGGGUCAAUUGUGCGCCGCCCUAUGGGACUCCCAAACACGACCGGUUGUGAUACAGCCUGGAUUCGAACCAGGGUGUCUGUAGCACUGAGAUGCAGAUCGCUGCGCCACUCGGAAGCUUUGCGAUCCGUAUGUCGCGAUUUUUGACCUGGUUACAUGUAAAUUGAACAACACAGUAAUUUUCCGGCAUGUUUUGUUAUUUCUGUGUAACAAAAUCGACGACGAAAUUGGGGCUACUACAAUGGGGGUGAAUGGGAAAGAAUGUUUGUGUUCCACAAUUUGUCGGCGUGGUCGUGGGAAUUCCUUAUUAUUAAGUGACUGAGACUCAAGAGUCCGCUCCACCUCUCCAGACAAUUUCCAGCCACAGCCAGUGGCUUCUAAAGAAGGUAGCUCGUCCUAGGACACUGAAAAGGCCAGCCAGCCAGCUCUACUGAGUUUCCUCCAUACAGGCAGCGAGAUGAGUCAGUGGACGGCGCGCCGCGGGAUCCACAUGGACCAGUCGGAGCUGCUCUGCAACAAGGGCUGUGGUUACUAUGGUAACAUGGCCUGGCAGGGCCUGUGCUCCAAGUGCUGGCGGGAAGAGUACCAACGAGCCCGACAGAAGCAGAUCCAGGAAGACUGGGCCCUGGCUGAGAAGCUGCAGAAGGAGGAGGAGGCUGCCUAUGCCAGUAUCCAGGGGGCCCAGUCUCAGCCCCCGUCGCAGCCACAGGCUCAACCCCAGGCCUCUCUUGCCCCCUUCUCCAAGUUCGAGGAAAGGAAGACCAACGAGAAGACGCGCAAGGUGACCACCGUGAAGAAGUUCUUCAGUCCCUCGUCACGGACAGCCCCCAAGAAAGAGAACCUGGAGGGCAAGAUCCCCAGCCCCUCCAUCAGCCGCCAGUCCAGCAUCGAGACAGACCGCGUCUCCAGAGACUUUGUGGAAUUUCUGAAGACCCUGCAGAAGCCAGGCCGAGAAGUCCACAAGCAGAGCAGUGCCUUCAUCGAGAUCAUGGCCAACAAAAAGGACUUAGGUGCUGAUGAGCUGUCUGAGUGUGUCCAAGACUUCUACCAGAACAUGUCCGACCGCCUCAUGACCAAUUUUAAAGGCUCUUCAGAGCGUGUGGAGCAAGUGAUGGACGAGGUGGAGAAGUACAUUAUGACUCGCCUGUAUAAGAGCGUCUUCUGUCCCGAGACCACAGACGAUGAGAAGAAAGACCUGGCCACUCAGAACAGGAUACGGGCGUUACACUGGGUGGACAUUCAGAUGCUCUGUGUGCCAGUGGAUGAGGAGAUCCCAGCAGUGUCAGACAACGUGGUCAAAGCCAUAACAGACGUCAUCGAGAUGGACUCCAAGCGGGUACCAAGGGACAAGCUAACGUGCAUCACGCGCUGCAGCAAGCACAUCUUUAGCGCCAUCAAGAUCACCAAAAGCGAGCCAGGCUCGGCAGACGACUUCCUGCCCACCCUAAUCUACAUCGUACUGAAGGCCAACCCACCACGCCUGCAAUCCAACAUCCAGUACAUCACCCGCUUCUGCAACCCCAGCAGGCUCAUGACUGGAGAGGACGGAUACUACUUCACUAACCUGUGCUGUGCAGUUGCCUUCAUUGAAAAACUGGACGCCCAGUCCCUCAACCUGGACCCUGUGGACUUUGAGCGCUACAUGUCGGGCCAGGUCUCCCCUCGCAGGCCACAGGUGGACAGUGGCUGGCCACAGAUGGACACUGCUGCUUCCAUACCCGCCCUGGCCCAGGUCAACCAGAAUCUGGAUCUCCUGUCAGGCCUGGGGAGCCGGCAGGAAAGGGUUCUGGAGGGGGCGCGGAGCAUGCAGAGUGACCUGAUCACCUGGCAGGAGAGUGUGGCGCGAGAGGUGCAGGAAAUCCUGGAGAAGUACCCGUUGGAGAUCCGCCCACCUGCCCUCUCUGCCAUCGACUCGGACAACAUGGAAAACGACCGGCUGCCGCUGCCACUGACGCCCCAGGUGUUUGCUGGGUAAUAUCUCUCCAGAAUGGAAGGCAAGAGGGCUUCUUGAACUAAUGAUCCCGCCUCUCUGUAAUGGCUUGAGCCGUCAUUGGCUCUUUACUGUGGCGAGGUUCAGGAAUUGGCAGCCCCCUCGUGUCUAUACUGCUACCAUUUUAAACAUUCUCACACACUGUAAGCCAAGUAGACUUUUGUCCAUUUUGCCCCUAGACCCUUUCCCUAAAGCAUUCACAUUUUAAUUAAUAGAUAAAAAGGAAGGACUAAGUUUGAGGAAAAGGCUUAAGGGACCUUAAAUGGAACCAAGUCUUUACAAUGUUCCUGCAUACACAUACUCCUUUUAGACUAGCCCUCUUCAGAUCAGAUGGCCUGAGUUGGCAUUGGGCCCUAAUCUGUACUCCUCUACAUCCCUGCUGCACUGACACAGAUGGCACACUUUGAUACCGUAAGGUAACUUCUCCACCUUGUCGUGCUGAGGAAAGAGGCAUGUUAUUUUUAGAUGGCUGCUGGUGAAUUUGGGAAAUGCUGACUCCUGCACCUUGUGGUAUGAACUCUGCAGAAUUCUAUACUCUGUUUGCAUGUGCUUUCCUCCGAGCCUUCUUGAGUCACCAGCAAGGGAACAGUCUGCAGUCUAAUUGUGCGCAACGGGGAAAAAAGGAAUGAAUUUCCUCCUAAACUAAAGGUCUUAAGCGGGUUCUUAUAUGUGAGUAUGCCCCAAUGUGUGUGGUCUCAACUAAUAUUUUGAAUGCUAAUAUAGAGCGCUUAAUCGUCAGACUUAACUGAGAGGAAAGUAUGAAUUAGGGUACUUUUAACUUCUCUCAUUCAUUUUAGAUUGCAAUUAUGUGUCAGUAGGGCCAAGAGCCCUCACUGUAUAUAUUCAAGUUUGGACCUAGUUUUUCCUGAUGAUGUGAUCUGACCACGAAAACGUCCGUCCUCUACUCCUGUGGUAUGCCCAUGAAGCAAAGUAAUGCAGAAGAAUGCUUCUUGUUAUACCAUGGAAUUGCAGGGCAUGAUUUUUGUUUAAUGAAUCAACCAUGGUGUUGGUUUGCUGGUGCACCAAACUACAAUGUGCACUACAAUAGGGAAAUGAUAAUGUAUAUCCCUAAAUGAUCAAUGCAUUAAAAUGGAAUUUCUUCUUCCUGUUACAUACAGUAUGUAUUAGUGGGGGAUAAUAACAAUAUUGUUGGUGGGCAGUGUAAUGAUAACAGUUUGCAUUGUAACAUGUUAAUGUUGGAUAAACAAUAACUCCAUAUGGCAUGAGGAUAGGCAGAGCCCAUAACACUCCUCAAUUGACACUACCACUGUUUAACUUGAUCAAACAGUGUUUCAUUGUUUGUAAGAAUUCCUUGGUGCACUGCUGUUAUAUUUCUAAUUUGAUUUGCGAGUUUGAGGGUACAGAAUUCUGGCUCUAAAAAGAAGUCAAGGCAAUGAUACUACUUGAGCUAAAUGUGAGAACUUAUCCAUAGGCUUGCUAAUAUACAGUAUGUGGCACAGUAAUUUCAUUAUAAUCACAUUUCAAAUGUUCAUAAGAUAUUCAAGAGGAUGCCAGCCGAAUGAAACGAAGGAUAAAUAGAGGACUUCCACUUAAUACAGUAUUCAUGCUCCCCCCCCCCAUUUUGCAACAGAUCUUGGAACGGCAUCCUAACAUUUAGUUAUUCUUCAGAUAGAGUGGGACAUGUUACAAACUGUGAAACCUAAAGCUUGACCAAGACUCAAGUUACUGUGUUACGUACAAAAUGCCAGUGAACUGCUGAUAUGGAUUGUGGCAUGUUGUACAUCAUAGAAGUAAUUGUGAAAGAUGGAUGAUACCUGGGGAAUGUUCAGUAAGGUGAAAUGCUCAGAUCAAUGCAAAUUAUUUUGUGUAUGUUUAAGGAACACUUAACAGUUCAAUUUGAUUACCGCAUGAUAUUUACUCUAUUACAGGCCUUUUCUAUCUGCAAUCCAUUGAACAUUUUAAUCACCUGAAUAAGCCCCAGGUUGUAAUACUUCAACAUUACUCACUCUGCUGUCACACAGACAUAUGUACUCUACUUUAACACUGUAAUCAACUGUGACUGACUGCUGAGUCUCUAAAAGAUUUGUAAACAAGUAUGUGUAUAUUUGUGAACUUUUAAACUGAAUGGCACAUCACUAUUUAUUAUGGAAACGUAAUUUAUAAGAAUAGCCUUGUUUUACAGUGUGUAUUUAAUUGCCGUUCAAUGAAUAAACCCCAGGAAC
Salmo salar (Atlantic salmon) is the source of this 4520-nucleotide messenger RNA. RefSeq names its product RAB guanine nucleotide exchange factor (GEF) 1. Gene Ontology annotation, cellular component: cytosol; endocytic vesicle. NCBI's taxonomy places the organism in Eukaryota, Metazoa, Chordata, Actinopteri, Salmoniformes, Salmonidae. Gene Ontology annotation, biological process: vesicle-mediated transport. Gene Ontology annotation, molecular function: small GTPase binding; guanyl-nucleotide exchange factor activity; DNA binding. The record is from RefSeq and is a predicted model, not a curated record.